AUGUCCCUCCCGCCAGAACCGCUGCAACCUUCUCGAAGCGAUGAAGAGUACGUGCACAUCAGAUGUCUUAUCGCUAACAUACAUAAGCCUAAGAAUGUUUCAAGGCCGCCGGUCACGCCGUUGGAAAAAGCUGCUCUCGAGGCGGUUCAGGAAUCCUCAGGGUCAUCGGAUACGGAGCGAAGUGGUUCCGGCUCAGAAAGAUCUGAGAUUAGUGUAGUAGAAGAAGGUCCUCCAACACGCCGAGAGAAAAGUAACAGCUACGCGGGUCCGAUGCUUGCACCACCGGUACUGCGCCAUCACAAGCGGCGGCGGUGUUCGUUCUUUCACCUACAAGUGGGAGGCGGCAGUGCGGAGCACUCGGGUGCUCAGUCCGCCGGUCCACACUUCAACGUGCCACGCUUCACAGUCACGGCGCCGCCUGGCGAGCACCGGCGCUUCAGCCAUGGCUUCCCAUUCCAUGGUUUCGCUCUCCGGCGACAUUCCAACACGGUCUGCGUAGAUAUUUUUCCAGUGUGA
This is a messenger RNA of Parnassius apollo (apollo), 516 nucleotides long. The record is from the annotation of a GenBank genome assembly. Lineage: Eukaryota; Metazoa; Arthropoda; Insecta; Lepidoptera; Papilionidae.